Messenger RNA from Coccidioides posadasii C735 delta SOWgp, 1813 nucleotides. RefSeq lists its product as uncharacterized. The record is from RefSeq and is a predicted model, not a curated record. NCBI's taxonomy places the organism in Eukaryota, Fungi, Ascomycota, Eurotiomycetes, Onygenales, Onygenaceae. Gene Ontology annotation, biological process: regulation of mRNA processing; peptidyl-serine phosphorylation; spliceosomal complex assembly. Gene Ontology annotation, cellular component: cytoplasm; nucleus. Gene Ontology annotation, molecular function: ATP binding; protein serine/threonine kinase activity.
GUAUACUAAGUAAAUCCUAACAGAUAAGCUGCUAGGUAGUCUUCAUAGUCACUGACUGCAUAAGACUAUAAUGAAAAUAAUAAUAAAAUAAAGUAUCACCCUCACUCACUUCCCUCAGCCAAGCUUGGUUUGGGCAGGCAAGAGACACAGGCACAACAGAACCAUGCGGUGCUUUCGCCGUCUCGGCGUAAGGUUUUUUCAGUGGAAGACGAAGAAGACACAGAUGCCGUACCAGCAGAGAAAUUUCUCAAGUCAAUUCUAUCCCAUUAUCAAUGCCGACCAACGCCUCGAGGAAGAGACAUUGCCAUUCUACGAGCAUGAGCAAUAUUAUCCAGUCCAUAUUGGUGAAGUCUUCGGCUCGAGAUACCAAGUGGUUGGGAAAUUAGGAUAUGGAGCUUACUCAACGGUAUGGUUAUGCCGUGACUUGAUUGGACUUACUCAUGCAGCGUUGAAAAUUUCGACACAAUUACAAAGAUUUCCGGAAAAACGACGCUCGGAGCUUGCUGUAUAUGAGCAUCUCAGCAAGGUCAAAUCAUCCCAUCCAGGCCAAGGAUAUAUUCGCGAGCUCUAUGAUACGUUUGAGAUUUCGAGUCCCUACGGUUGCCAUCAAUGCCUCAUUCAGCAACCGAUGCAUCUCAGUAUACUUGAUAUGAUGAGGUUAAAUCCCGACCCUCUCAAUUUAUCCCUUCUCAGAGAGAUAUUAAAAGGCAUCCUGACUGGCCUUGAUUUCCUCCACACAGAAGCUAACAUUAUUCAUACUGACUUGAAAGCAGAUAAUUUGAUGCUUCGCAUUGCUGACCAGUCAAUGCUCGAGGACUUUGAAAAAACAGAGCUGGAACGUCCGAGUCCGAGGAAAUUCAUAGAUGACAAGCAUGCAAUUUACAGCUCUCGCGGCUUCCGCAAGCCGAAGAAUGGCGAGUGGGGGGAUCUAGUCUUAUGUGAUCUCGGCGAGGCAAGGAUAGGACAUGUUCAACAAACAGGUCCUUUCAUCCAACCACAUAUUUACAGGGCACCGGAGGUGACCUUUGAGAUGCAAUGGGGCUCACCUGUGGAUAUAUGGAAUGUUGCUACGCUUAUCUGGGAUCUCUUCGAGGGAAGGCAUCUGUUCAAUAACCUCCUGGACGAACAAGGGAAUUAUGAUCCUUUCAAACACAUGGCUCAAAUAUUUGCAUUACUGGGCCCUCCCCCAAAGGAGCUUAUCUCGCGCAGUGAGACGACCCGGCAGUGCUUUGAUAUUGAUGGCGAUUGGAGGGCAAGUGUACAUGAGAAGAUACCCCAUCUUUCGUUAGAGGAUCUCGAGACUCGUCUAGAGGGAACGGAGAAGACAUUAUUUCUCAACUUCAUUCGGUCUAUGCUCAAGUGGCUCCCUGAAGAGCGAAAGACUGCCAAAGAACUUCUUGACGAUCCUUGGUUGAAUGAGCAACUGGACUGAAGGUAGAAACUGAAGAGUGUGCCAGGCAUUGGGUCCAUAGCGAGAGAAGAGGAAAGAUCACGGCUCUAACAAAAAUAUUUUCUACUGACUUCCACGCCUAGCAUUCUACAACAUCUUGGGUGAACCUCUGAUCCAGCGCCCACAAGGACAUAAGCCUUUAGCAAUGCGGUGGCGUUCCGGGUCGACCCGUUCGCCUAUCCAUUGCUGCAGUGUGAUAAAUUGCCUGGUUCAGUCAGGAUUCGGGGCACCUCGAAAGGAUACAGCAUGCAGUGUCAUUUGGCCCAAUUUCUGCCAAGGCCCCAGCCUCGUUUCAUUUUCCGAUAUAUACCUCUGGCAAAGAAGGUGGGGGUUGUCCAAUAAUGGAUGCUAGCCCAAAAUAGA